AUGCCUGUCAAAAGGCCAAGUAAAGACUAUGAUGAAUCUGACUCAGAUGAUGAAUUCAAGGAGCUUGCCAUGUUGAGAAAGCCCAUAAGCAGCCCUGAUAAUUCAAUGAGCUUGCAAUUUGAGAUCCCAGCAUCAGUACAGUCAGUCAUCAAUAAGAUUGAGGAAUCACAGGGCUUUCGGGCCAAACAGGACAUUAUUUGGAAACUGGCUGGAAUAAUGAACAACGUGGAGCUGAUAAUGACUCGGUAUAAUAUCGACAGCAUGUCCUUUGGGAGGAAGGGCUCCAUCUCAGAAAGUCAGAAAAGGAAGAGAAAGGCUUUCUUAGAAAAGAUUGCCACCGUUGUGAAGAAUGUUGACAUUAGAGAAAGGACUCUCUCCAAGAUUCUGUCCUGGCUAGAAGAAUGGAAUCUUAUUCUGUCGGAGGUGGCUACCAUCAAUAUGGAUGACUAUCACCACUGGGUUGUGAAGAUGGAGUUGAUACCAGACAUGCUGAAAAGGAUCAGCAAUAAUGUCGACUCUCUGAUUCAAAUGACCUUAUUACUCAUCGAAGAGAAGAAGAGAGCAAAGAAAAGAACAUUGGCUAGAGGCACUCUCUGGAAAGCUUGGAAAGACCGGGCUAUAAAGCGGCCUGCCACAGCCCAAGCUUUAAGACCGGAUCAGAUGAUUUUCGACCAGAUUGGCUUAAACGCUAAGGUUUCAGAGAUUCAGAGCAUGCUGCAGGAGCUCAUCAGCACAGCGAUGUUCAGCAAGCUGGAAAACAACGUCAUUAAAUACAUGUCAGCCACAGUGCUGAAUCUCUCCAAGGCACUGAGCACUGUCAAUGAUGAACUAAGACUUGUGAGCUCUCGAGUUGCCAAGUCGGUUCUGAAAGAGGAUCAAGGGGUAGAGAAAGAGAAAGACCAUUCCAAGCAGGUCAUCCAAGAACUCAGUGAAGAGAAUGAGAUGCUUCAGCAGAAACUUAGAGAAUCUGAAGAAAAAUGUGACCAACUUAUUCGCAUCAAAAAUUAUCUUGGACGCCAGAUGAUGCACCCAGCUGCAUCCUUGAAAAUGCUGCCUUUACAGGGGCUGUUUGUCAGCAGGGAGUCCAGGGACGUUGAGAGGGAAGGCAAGACGGACGACUCCCAGGAGAAAGGGUCCAAAAGCACCGCAGUAACAUGGGAACCAUCUUCAAGUGAAGGGGAUCCAGAUGCAGCUAAGCAGCAAGUUGAGGACAAAGCUGAGGCCACCCAAGACCAGAUAAAACUCAAAGGCCUGCCACUGACAGCAGAGACCUUGGACACAAAUCUGGAAAUGGACGAAAAGAAACUCAGUCAACUUGCUCUUCUAAAAGAACAGGAAAAGAAGAAAGCCGGGAAAGCAAAGGCCCAGAAGGGCAAAGGGGGACCAAGUGCCAUGUGGGAACAACUCAAGAAGGGCCGAUCUGAGCAGCUGAUUCGAGGCAGCCCAGGCUCGCCAGAGAGUAGAGAGUCCACCCUUAAAUUAACCGACAAAGAAGCCAAGAGUGAAAUAGAUCUGCUUCAGCCUGAGGGUGCACCAGAGCUACAAAAACCAGAAACCAAGUGGAGAAGACUUGUAGCAAAAACCGAGGAAACAAAACAGUCUGGUAAAUUACAACCCAAGACCUCUAAGGUGACUUCAGUAACCCCUGAUGAAAGUGAGCAGGGCAGUCUAGAAUCAUUUCAAAGAGCCAUCCUGGCCUUCCUGAGAGAGAAGACGAAUAAUGUAGGAAAGGCUUUUGAUCCAAAUAGUAUAAGGAAGGAGGAGUCGGCACUGGGAAAAGCAGAAGUCGAAAAUUUAAACGUCAUAAAGGCAAAAAUAGAGGAAUAUUUCCAAAAGGUGGCUGAAACUGUGACUGUAGCAUUGAGGACAUACAGAGAUGAGAGAAAGGUUCAACCUAAAGAGAAACCCAAGAAACAGCCAAAGGGAGCGCUGUCACGGAUGCUUCCUAAGCAGGGGGCGGUCGGCGCCAAGUCUGAGGUUGGCAGAGUUCUCCUCAGUGAGAUCACAGACCCAGCAAUUAAGAAACUGGUACAGAUGCUCUUAAAUGAGAUAGAGAAUGACUUCAAAUACAAAACGACAAAGGAGCAGCAACAGGCGGCGGCGGCGGUGGCGGCUGUGCAGAAGGAAGAGCCAAGACUGAGGCCGAAGGACAAAACGGAGCUGCUGGAGGUGUGGAGGCAAGCAUUCAAAGCCCCAGAAGGCCGCCAGGUUCAGGACCUGGGAGAUGCAGAGGAUGCAGAAAAGUCGAAGAGGAGCGAGCCGGGUCAUGUGGACCUGUGGAAGGUCGUCAGCAAGUCCUCCAUCAAUCUAGCUCCCAGACUGAUGAAGGCCCCGAAACCGCAGAUAAGUCAGGCACAGGCGCUCCAAGUGGAGCCCGGUGUAAUGGGGGCCACGGAGGAACAGCAGCCCAAACUCUCUCCCUCCUCUUCCAGGAUCCUCCUCGUUUCUCCAAAAACCCCCCAAGUGCAUGUCCCUGAGCAGGCCCAGAUAAUAGGCCCUCAGAUGUCCCCCCAGCUUUCAAUGCCAUCUCUCACCGUUGAGCAGGCACAAACUUUGAGUGGUCCUCUUACUGGUGAACACACUAUAGAAUUAAAGACUGCUUUCACAGCAGGGCAGGAGCAAGAACUGGGGACUAAGCCAAUGGUUCCUAGGAUUCUUGAGCCGACACAGACUCCAAAGGAGUCUCUCAUAUCAGAAAAACCCGAGGGGAUGCAAACCUCCCAAGCAACUACUGAAGAGAUAUCUGGGGUCACAGAUACCCAGAGAACAAUGCUACCCUUCCAGCAGGUCCUAGACCAAGUAACAACUCCCACUCCUGAGAAAGACAAGGGACCAAGGAUCACCCUCACCCCUCAGCAGACCCAGGCCCUAGGCAUCACUCUCACGCCUGAGCAGACUAAAUCCCAAAGGAUCAGUCUGACCCAUGAACAGGUUCAGGCCCUAGGGGUCGCCCUCACUCCUGAGCAGUACCAAGAGGAGAGAAUCAGUCUGACUCCCCUACAGGCCCAGAUCCUGGGAAUCACCCUCAACAUCCAGCAGGCGAAGGCCCUGGGGAUCACUCUCACUCCCGAGCAAGUCAAGGCACAGAGGGUCAGUCUGAACCCUCAACAGUACCAGGUCCAGGGAACCACUCUCACCACUCAGCAGGCUGAAGCACAAAGAACUAAUCUCACCCCUGAGCAGGCCAAGGCCCUGGGGCUCCCUCUGAUCCCUCCUCGGCCAAUCACUUUCCCCCGUGAGCAGACCCAGGCUCCCGGCAUCACUCCAACCCGUAAGCCAAUCACUCUCAGCCCUGAGCAGACCCAGGCCCCGGGCAUCACUCCAACUCCUCAGCCGAUCACUCUCAGCCCUGAGCAGACCCAGGCCCCGGGCAUCACUCCAACCCCUCAGCCGAUCACUCUCAGCCCUGAGCAGGCCCAGGCUCUGGCACUCACUCUCACCACUGAGCAGGUCAAGACUCAGCGAAUCAAUCUGAGCCCUGAGCAGACCCAGGCCCUGGGCAUCACUCCAACCCCUCAGCCGAUCACUUUCACCCCUGAGCAGGCCCAGGCUCUGGGUAUCACCCCGACCCCUCAGCUGAUUACUCUCAGCCCUGAGCAGGCCAAGGCCUUGGCGAACGCUCUCACCGCUGAGCAGGUCAGUCUGAGCCCUCAACAGGCUGAGGCCCUGGGCAUCACUCCGACCCCUCAGCCGACCACUCUCAGCCUUGAGCAGACCCAGGCCCUGGGCAUCACUCCAACCCCUCAGCCGAUUACACUAACCCCUGAGCAGACCCAGGCCCUGGGCAUCACUCAGAGCCAUGAGCCGAUCACUCUCAGCCCUGAGCAGGUCCAGGCCCUGGGCAUCACUCUGACCCCUCAGCCGACCACUCUCAGCCCUGAGCAGACCCAGGCCCUGGGCAUCACUCUGACCCCUCAGCCGGUCACACUAACUCCUGAGCAGGUCCAGGCCCUGGGCAUCACUCCUACCCCUCAGCCGCCGACCACUCUCAGCCCUGAGCAGGCCCAGGCCCUGGGCAUCACUCCUACCCCUCAGCCGAUCACACUAACCCCUGAGCAGGCCCAGGCCCUGAGCAUCACUCCUACCCCUCAGCUGAUCACUCUCACCUCUGAGCAGGCCCAGGACCUGGGGGUUUCUCUUAUUCCCAAACAACAGGAGAUCAGUNUUAGUCCAGAGCAGGCCCAAGCAAUGGGGCUCACGCUNACNCCUCAGCAGGCUCAGGUACAGAAAAUUUAUCUCACCCCUCAGCAGGCCCAGGCUCUGGGAAUCACUCUCAGACCUGAGCUGGCCAAGGCACAGGAGAUCAGUCUGACCCCUGAGCAGGCCCACUCCCUGGGGAUCUCUCUCACAGUUGAGCAGGCCAAGGCACAGAGGAUUAAUCUGACCCCUCAGCAAGCCCAGGACCUGGGGAUCACUCUCACUGCUGAGCAGGCCCAGGACCUGGGAAUAGCUUCUACCCCUAAGCAGUCUGAAGCCGUGGGAAUCACCCCCACCGCUACCCCUGAGCCUUACAAGGAAAGAAGUCUGACCUCUGAGCAGGUUCAGGCCUUGAGGACCAGUGUCCCCCCUAAGGAGGCCCCGUCAUUGGGGAUUUAUCUCACCGCUAAGCAGGCCCGGAACCUGGGAAUCACUCUCACUGCUAGUCAAGCCAAGGUCAUGAAGAUCAGUCUCACCCCUGAGCAGGCCCAGGCCCUGGGGCUCACUGUCACCGCUAAGCAGGCCAAGGCACGGAGGACCAGCCUGACCCCUGAGCAGGCCCAGGCUCUGGGAGUCAUUCUCACUCCUGAACAGGCCCAGGCCCACAGAAUCAUUCUCACCCCUGAACAGGCCCAGGUCCUGGGGAUCUCGCUCACCCCUGAACAGGCCCAGGUCCUGGGGAUCUCUCUUACCCCUGAGCAGGCCCAGGUACAAGGUAUUCUUUCUCCUAAGAAAUUUCAGGAAUUGGACGUUCCAUUAACCUAUAAACAAGCAGAAAUACUAAGGAGCCAUCUUUCCAAGAAGCCACUUGAAGUCCAGAGAAGCCAAAUCCUUCUCUCUGAGUCUAUCCAAAUGCCCAAACCAGCUACCGCCUCUAAACACACCCAGACAAUUGAAAUCCCACUAACUAGCCAACCAUUCCAGGCAUUUGGAUCUCCACUUUCAAAGAGAAUGGAGACAGAAAUGGGAAUCUCUCCCCUCACUCCCAAGCAGUCCCAGGCAAUUGUAACUCCACCUUCAAAGAGAAAGGAGAAAGAAUUGGGAAUCUCUCCCCUCACUCCCAAGCAGUCCCAGGCAGUUGAGCCUGCCAAGGCAAAGCAGUCUCCCCUAACUCCCAGGCAGGCACGGCCAUUUCAGAAGCAGCUUGCUCCAGAGCUCACACAAACACUGCAGUUUACCAUUACUCUCCAGAAAGCCCAGCACUUGGGUGUCACUUUUACCUACGAACAAACUCGGGCAGCAGCUGUCACCCUCACCUCCGAGCAGGUGGCAGCACUAGAAGACGCUCUCACUGAAAAACUGGCUUGGAGAUGGGAGAUUUCAGUCACACCAGAAACAGUUCAAGAGGCACCAAACAUCAUUACCACUAAGCAACUGCAAGCCCUGGGGAUGGCUGCUCUCGAGCCAGCUCAGGCACUUCCCAGACCUUUUCCCUUGGAGAAGCCUGCCACGUUGGCCACUUCCACCGACAGACUAUCUCAAAGAUGGAAGGAUUCUUACCCUGCUUCUACUCCACUGCAGGCAUUGAGGCCUUCUCUUACUCAAGCCCCAUUUACCCCUACGACAAGCCUAGGAAUGAGUAGUCUUCCAGACUCUGAGAAGCCACGGAUGUCUCCUACCUAUGAACAGACUCUCACAGACAGGGGCCAAGACAUUCCUGUACAGCCCCUAGUACCAGAAAUCCCUCCUUCCCUCAGACAGCUGCUAGCACCUGGGGCUCCUCCCACUCCAGGACCACCCCUUGGUCCUAGGCAUUUCUUCAAACCUAGUGUCCCACCCACCUCUGGAGAGGUGCCAGGACUUGUUUCUGGAGGCUCUGCUGCCCACAAGGAGCUUCUGAUUUCCAGAACCUCCUCCUUCCAGCCUCCUGAGUGGCAAGGCCCACCAUGGCUCAUUCCCAAGCAAAGCUUCAUACCAGCAGUGUCUUCCAUCCCAUUGCAUCCCUCCACAGCAGAGGCCCUACCAACCCCUGGAAGACCUCAGAGAAGUUCAAAAGCCAAACCUCUAAAGCCUAAAUCAGCAAGAGCUCUCCCAAAUGCUGCUCUGGGUUUCGAGGCCUCUCAGGCUCCGUUCCCUAUUGAGAAGACCCAAAUACCUAAGAUUCCUGACACUUCAGAACAAACUCAAGUACUCCAAGAUUCUUUUGGUGUGCAACCAUUUGGAAUAUUUCAGCCGUACGGCACCAGCUCCAGGGUACCUCGGUCACAGUCCCCUCUCAUUGGUGAGAAAGCCCUUUCCAGAGAGAAGCCUGGAAUACCACUACCAUCUCUUACCACUCAGCUCCCCCAAACACCACAGAUCUCAACUUCUGAAAAGGGCCAGAAACCAUGGCUCCCCCCAAUAGACAAGCCCUGGACACCGACCCCCGUUUCUGGUACCAGAGAAGCCAAGAUGAUAGUGUCCCCCACUGAUCAGCACCCUGAAGACAGAUAUGUCGUUGAUGUGGAGGCUCAGAGGAAGAAUCUGGUCACAUUAAAUCAGGCGGCACAAACUUCCGGACUUCCUGCACAGUAUCUCACAAUUGCCAAGAAUCUCAUAAUUGAAUUACUUCAUAUAGAUACAGUUCGGCUGGGGUAUCUGUCCCGAAAGUAUAUUGCCUAUAGGCUGAUCCAGCUUGCCAGAAACCACCUAACCAAACGAGUGAAAACCAUCCAAAAUACUGGGAAAGGGUACGAGAUUCAGAGCUUGUACACGAUGCUUGAUAGGAUUGACCAGUACCAGAAGAAGGUGAUGCACAGCUGGACAGACAAGCAGAAGCAGCUGGAACAGAGACGAAAGCAGUGCCUACGGUCUAUGACACAGUUCUUCAGCCAGAUGGCCAAUGUGUCUUCUGUGUCUUCUCUUGUCUCUGAGGAGAAACGGCAGUGA
Messenger RNA from Mus pahari (shrew mouse), 7065 nucleotides. RefSeq names its product protein FAM186A-like. The record is from RefSeq and is a predicted model, not a curated record. The transcript has 7 exons. Bases 1 to 7065 code for a protein of 2354 amino acids. NCBI's taxonomy places the organism in Eukaryota, Metazoa, Chordata, Mammalia, Rodentia, Muridae.